CAAUGAACAACAUCCGAGCCACCAAGGCCAUCAACGAGAAGGAACUUGCACUAGGAAUCCAAGCUUCGUGGCAUGACGAUUACAAAGACAGUGCAUACAUUUAUAUCGGAGGUCUUGAUACUGGUCUUACAGAGGGCGAUGUGAUUACGAUUUUCUCACAGUAUGGCGAGCCAGUGGAUAUCAACAUGCCUAAAGCCAAACCAGAACAAACUAAAAACGAAUCAGGUAACCCCGAAGAAGCAAAAUCACAAGUGAAAACCAAAGCCGGACCUGUCAAAUCGAGAGGAUUUUGUUUCUUAAUGUAUGAAAAUCAACUUUCAACCAAUCUUGCAGUUGAUAAUUUAAAUGGAGCAAUAGUGCUUGGUAGAACAUUAAGAGUAGACCAUUGUAAAAAUUAUAAA
Messenger RNA from Melampsora larici-populina 98AG31, 401 nucleotides. RefSeq lists its product as uncharacterized. Gene Ontology annotation, molecular function: RNA binding. Gene Ontology annotation, cellular component: U2 snRNP; precatalytic spliceosome; catalytic step 2 spliceosome. Gene Ontology annotation, biological process: mRNA splicing, via spliceosome. The transcript is spliced from 3 exons. The record is from RefSeq and is a predicted model, not a curated record. NCBI's taxonomy places the organism in Eukaryota, Fungi, Basidiomycota, Pucciniomycetes, Pucciniales, Melampsoraceae. The annotation marks the transcript as partial.